This is a messenger RNA of Psylliodes chrysocephalus, 2237 nucleotides long. The record is from the annotation of a GenBank genome assembly. Lineage: Eukaryota; Metazoa; Arthropoda; Insecta; Coleoptera; Chrysomelidae.
AGAAAGUAGACCUACUAUACAUACACGCUUACAUCACUUAUUUUAUUUCAACCGUGUCACUCUUGUAUCGCUUUGUUGUUUUGUUUUAGCAGAGACUGUGGAACGACAUUUUCAUUUUAGUCUACUUUUAGUCGUUAAGCAUCAGCAGCAGCAGCCGUCUCCGUAUUCUCGAGAGAAUGACCUUCUCCUCUUCGCGUUUGCCGUGUCUGUACGCCAUUGCCAUUUCCACGCCAAUUUUCUCAAUCGAAAGACCGUUCUGUUAGGUGUAGUUCAGUUCGCGCGCCUUAUUCUUGAUCCAAAAUCGCAUAACCCAAUUACCUUUUGGUUGACCAAGUGGCGCUAAAAUUAGCAUCAGUGUCAUUCGAGCGUGCUACAACUGACGACAUUCGACAACGAAAGUUUGUUAAUUGAUACAGUGCGAGUGUGCGUAUUUUAAAUAAUUAAUUUCGCCACAGUAAUGAGCAAGAAUAAUUAUCAAAUGCCGCCCCCGUACGGGCCGCCCCAAGCGGCGCCGCCCAGCUACGCACAGGCCGUCGGGGGAGUUUCACCCUCCAGUCCGUAUGUACCACAUCAUGUUCUCGUCACAAAGGGACCAGAGAUCGUCACGACAGUGGUUCCUGUGGGACCGAAUCCGACGCAUAUGAUAUGCCCUCAUUGCCAGGCAGAAAUAGACACAACAACAAAAUCGACACCGGGAUGUAUAGCGUAUGUUUCUAGUGCUAUACUAUGUUUAAUAGGAUGCUUCUGGGGUUGCUGCCUGAUUCCGUGCUGCAUGGAGAAAUGCAUGAACGUAUCCCAUUCCUGUCCCAAUUGUAAUUUCUACCUUGGAACGUUCAAGAGAUAAAAUAAGACGGAGACCAGCAAUUUUUCUAAUUAAUAAACCGCUACAGUUAAAAAACUUGACAUCCCAUAAAAAGCGGACAGUUCCAACAGAAGGAUAAGACUUGAUUAAUAAACAAAAAAAACCAAUGUGUUCUUUAAAUUACGACAAAACAAAAUCAUUUUCUAUAUCUAAAUAAAAUUGUUCGUUAAAAUUUAUUAAUAAUACACAAAUUACCAUUUUGUGUUAAUUUUAAAUUAGAAUUCUAAUCAUUAACCUCGUGAAGUAACAAAACGAUUAAUUAUAUGCACGUGGUACAAUUUUUUUAAACGAAAUUAAAGAUUUUUAAAUAAAAAAUUCAUGUAGGAUCAUAAUUAUGUAAAAUUAUCAAACAAAUAGGUAUUGAAAAAAAUCAUAUGCGUUGGUUGGAUAGAUCAUGGAAUUAAUUUUUAUAUUGAUAAAUAUAUAAGUAUAGAGAGGGGGACACUAUUUAAUUAUAUAUUUUUUCACUUGAUCGCCGGAUAUUGACUGUAAAGUAAUUGACAGAUAUUAUAUUUAAAUAAUUAAAAUUACUAUUUAUAUUUAGUUGACUUGCAACAGAUUGUUAAUUAAUCUACAAACAAUGUUUACUCAGUUAAAUACAUUCAUUAAACAGCAAACAUUACAUUGCAACCCGAAUCUUUUAAACAAUUUUAAGGCCCUAUUUGUCAUGUUAUUAUGCUCUUUUUAAUGCUCUGUUAAAUUUAGCUUAUAUGCAGUAUCUGCUAACAUUGAGCCACAUCCUGAUAAAUUUAAUAAAUUAACUGGCCUUAUCUGUUAAAUUAGUUAAUUUGCAGGUUCAAACCAGAAUAUGUCAACAUCUGGAGUAAGUACAUAUUAAAUAAUUUCCAGAUAAGUUAAUUAUUUUCCAGGUGGCGUCAACUUAAUUAGUAUCUGUUUAAUUAUAACAAUCUGUUAGAUUAAUUUGCAGAUUUUUCUGUAAUGAAAUCUGGAGUAAGUAUAUAUUAAAUUACUUCCAGAUAAGUUAAUUAUUUUACAGGUGGCGUCAAUUUAAUUAUAGUAUCUGUUAAUUAUGACAAUGUACGGUAAUUAAGUAAAACAAUUUAUGGCUAAAAUAAACAUCACAUAAAAUUAUAUGUAAAUAUUCUGCACAUAAAAGAUACUACAUAGUAUGUAAAUUAUUAUUUGCCAUGGUUUUAUAGUCGACUGAUCUUGGAUGUUUGUCGGUGAUAUUUGUUUUUACUUCAACCAUAACGAUUUCAGAUAUUUACACAAAAAAAUCACUUAAAUAAUACAUUAACGUUAAAACUAUUGAAGUACGUGAUUGGAGAUUCUAUAAGACCGCAAAUAAUUUUACUAAUAAGUUUGUAUAAAAAGAUAAUUUAUUUUUAAGCUUUUAAUAAUAUAUUUUUCUGUU